Messenger RNA from Closterium sp. Naga37s-1, 5499 nucleotides. Lineage: Eukaryota; Viridiplantae; Streptophyta; Zygnematophyceae; Desmidiales; Closteriaceae. The record is from the annotation of a GenBank genome assembly.
AUGGCCAGCGAGCUCGCCUGCACAUACGCUGCCCUUAUCCUCCACGAUGAUGGCAUUCCCAUCACGUCCGACAAGAUCGCGACGCUGGUGAAGGCCGCGAAUGUGAACGUGGAGGCAUACUGGCCCACUCUCUUCGCCAAGCUGCUCGAGAAGCGCAGCGUGGAGGACCUCGUCUCAAACAUUGGUUCAGGUGGCGGCGGUGCCGUUGCCGCUCCUGCUGCUGCGGGCGGUGCUGCCGCACCAGCAGCUGAGGAGAAGAAGGAGGAGAAGAAGGAGCUGCUGGGGGAGGAGCUGGGGAAGGGCGCGAACGGGCGCGUGUUCAAGGCGCUGGACCUGCAGAACGGCGACUUCGUGGCCGUCAAGGAGGUGUCCCUCGAGAACAUCGACCAGGACGACCUCGCGUCCGUAAUGCAAGAAAUCGAUCUACUCAAGACGUUCAAUCACAAGAACAUAGUCAAGUACCUGGGUUCCAUCAAGACCAAGACGCACCUCUUCAUCCUCCUCGAGUUUGUGGAGAACGGGUCCUUGGCAGGCAUCAUCAAGCCGAAUAGAUUUGGGCCCUUUCCAGAGUGCCUUGUUGCUGUCUACACUGCUCAGGUGCUGGAGGGGCUGAUGUACCUGCACGAGCAGGGGAUUAUCCACUGCGACAUCAAGGGCGCCAACAUUCUCACCACCAAAGAGGGGCUGGUGAAGCUGGCGGAUUUCGGGGUGGCGAUGCGGGUGGAGGAGGCGGCGGCGUGCCACGGGGACGCGGAGAACCCCAACGUGGUAGGCACGCCGUACUGGAUGGCGCCUGAGGUCAUCGAGAUGUCCGGCAUCUCCCCUGCCUCCGACAUCUGGAGCGUUGGCUGCACCGUCAUCGAGCUCCUCACCACCAAGCCGCCCUACUUUGACCUCCAGCCCAUGCCCGCGCUAUUCCGCAUUGUUCAGGACGACAUGCCGCCCAUACCAGAGAAUGUGUCAGCUGCCACGUCUGACUUUCUCCACCUCUGCUUCCGCAAGGACACCAAGAGCCGCCCGGACGCCAAGACUCUCCUGCGGCACCCGUGGAUCCGGCAGGCGAAGCGGGCGGUGUCGUCUGGCCUUGCUGCCAUUCCCCGCCCUGUCAGCGCCGGCUCCUCCUCCUCCUCCACCCGCCCCCUCUAUCCGGAUGUGCCGGCUCAAGCGGGUGCAGGCAGGGGCAGCGAUGAGGCAGCAGCCAUAGACGAUUCCAUCGAUGCCGCGAGGCGUGUGCACGCCACCUCCCACGCCUCCUCCACCUCCUCCUCGCCACCUGUCACCCUCUCUGCCUCCUCUCCGGACAGCGAGCGCCGCGACCGGAAAAUCCACCUGCAAGCGGACGCGGUGAAGGACCUGAGGGAGGCAGCCAAGGAAGCGCGCAAGUCACGAGCGCAGCGCCACUCCAUGGGCGGGAGCAUCGACUCUGGUGCCCCCUCUGACAGACCCGGGACUGCUGAGGAUGCUGCCGGUAGCGGUGGCGGUGGUGCUGGUGGUGCUGGUGAGGGGAGUGGGAUCAGCAGCAGCGGCAUUCCGCUCAGUGGCAGCGGGCGGCGUAAGAUUAUUCGGUCUAAGAGUGACAAGGAGCUGAAUGCGAGAGACAGCGAGGGGCAGGGGGAGGGUGGGGCAGGGGGAGGGGGCGGCAAGGACGGGGCGAGGAGGCAGAGGUGGAAGAGUGGGCAGGGCAUGGACGAGGAGGGGAGCCGUGAGUUUAUCAGCAUGCAGGGGGAGGGGGGCGUGUGGGAUGUUUCAGACGAGGAAGACGGGCUGGGGAGAGUGAAGGGGGGGAGACGGGGAGCAGGGCGGGAGAGAGAGGAGGAGGAGGAGAGCAGUGGAGAGAUAGGUCCGGGAGAGGCUCGGCAGCAGCCGAAGCUGGGGCAGUCGAGCAGCACUGGUGGAGCAGGUGUGGGUGCAGGGGGAGGGAGUGGGGCGAGCAGUGGGCGGUCGAUGAGUGCGAGUCUGCCGUCGCCCCCUCGGUCCCACCGGGGGUCGCGCUCCCAGCAACAGUCUCCGGAGGGAGCGCAUGGGAGGUUGAGUUUUGAGGCGCCUCAGAAGGUCUCGCGCUCGCAGCAGCAGUCACCGGAAGGAGCACACGGGAGGGCGAGUGGGGGGAGGUCUGGUGCAGAGAACUUUCUGGUUGGGUCUUCAGGGGAGGAGGGCGGGGCGGAUCAAGAGGAUGAGAGAAAUGGCACGCCUGCUGGGAGGAAGGUGAGGCGGAGGUCGCAAGAUGGAGACGGGACGGAUCGAAUGGGGGGAACCGGGGCGGAGGGAGGAGGAGCGGGGAAGAAGGGGGCGGGGAAGAAGAAGGAGCAGCGGCGCAGCGACCCUCUGUCAGCCCCUACGGGCAAGUCAGCAAAGGGCGCUGGGAAGAAGCGAGGCUCACAGCAGCAGCAGCAGGCACAGCAGGACGACGAGAACAACAGCAACAACGACAACAGCGGCAACAUUGGCAACAUGGAUCCAAGCAGCAGCAGCCGUCUCGCGCCGCGCACGCCCCCACAGCCCAUCCCACGCCCCCUCUCCACAUUCAUCGAGACAGAGGAGGAGCGAUCUCUCUCCUCCCUUGCAGCCAUGUUCUCGCCACUGGCGGGUUCCCCCCAGGUGGCGGGCGGGAGCAGGAGCCUGGCGGGCGUGCUGCGGGAGAGGCUUGUGAGAGGGAUGCAUCGGGUGGCUGUGAAGGCGGAGCGCGAGGGGAGCGACCCGUUCGCGGGGGUCGAGGGGCUGGAUGCGGUUGGGAACGGUGCGGAGAGGGGAGAGGAGGAGGGUGGGGCUGUGGGUGUUGUUGGUGGAGUUGGGGUGAUUGGGGGGUUUGAUUCUGCGGUCUCUGGAGUGGCAGUGGGUGGAGGGGCAGCAGGUGGAGGGGCGGAGCGCAAAUCGAGCCUGUGGCCAGAGUUGCUCAACCAGAAGGUAUCAGAGGCAGCGGGGCUGCUGAGCCAGCUGAAGCCGUCGCAGGGCGAGGAGGCGAUAGAAGCGGCAAGCAGCAGGCUGGCAGGGCUGGUGGGGGAGUACCCCGAGGUCAAAGGGGAGCUUGUGGCCUUCUAUGCCGUGUUGCCACUGCUCGAUGUGUUCGAUGCUGACAGCCCCCGGAUAGUGCUGGCAGUGCUGGGCCUGCUGCAGCAGCUCAUCACCGACAGCCCUGCUAUCCAAAGCCUUCUCUGCAAUGCCGGACUUGUGCCCACGCUGCUGAACUUCUCCUCGCCCGGUCGCUGCUCGCCUGACAUGCGCCAUCAGGCGGGCUGUGUGUUGCGCCACCUCUGUUACUCCAGUCCGGAUGCGGUGAGAGCGCUCCUUGCAUGUCGGGGCCUGCCCACGCUCAUGGCGUUUCUCGAGACCGACUACUGCAACAACCGGGCGUUCGUGCACAUAGGGCUGGACUGUCUGCUGGCAGUGCUGGCAGCAGGGCGCCCCACCCCGCGCACCGACAUCGCCAGGCAGCUGGCACGCAUGGGCAUGCUGCACCGCCUGCUCUCCCUCCUGCACUCCGUCUCCUCCGCCCGCAACCACCCCACUUCAGCCUCUUCUGCUGGUGCUGGUGCUGGUGCUGGUGAGGGUGGGGGUGAGGGUGCGGGAAGGAGCAGCUGGGAUGGCGGUGCGACUGGCUCUGGUGCUGGUUCGGCCUACGGGUUAGGGGACGCCUAUGGCUCUGGCAACACAGGGGGAGCAGGAGUAGGAACAGGAGGAGGAGGGGCAGCAUCAGCUGCUGCUUCCCCUGCAACAUCCUCCUCCGCGGCUUCUGCUGCUGCUCCUGCCGCUGCCACUCCUGCUCGGCGCUCCCAGCGUCGCAUCUUUGGCCUAGCGCAGUUCCGAAGCAAAGCAGCCAAGGCUGGGCAGGGGGGGGGAGACUCGCAGGCACAGGGAGGGGCAACAUCGUCAUCAUCAGCAGCAGCAGCAGGGGGAGCGGGAGGAGGAUCAGGCGGAGGAGUGGCAGGCGGUUCUGGCGGCUCUUCCAGUGGUGGAAAUGGAGCGGGUACAGGUUCAGGUGGGUAUGGGACCAGUGCUGCUGUUGGUGGUGCUGCUGGUGAUCGUGGUGGAAGCAGUGGUUUUUCCUCCUCCUCCUACUCCUCCUCCUCAGCAACAGGAACAGCAGCAGCUGUGAAGCAGCAGCAGCUAGAUCCAGCAGCGCUAGCAGCACAGGACACGCUCUACCUCACCCGCACGGCCCUCCUCCUACUCCACCUCUGCCAGGCAGACGAGGCAGUGCGCGCACACAUGCUCGCCCCAUCCUUCCUUAAACGCCUGCUCGACGCCCGCGAAUCCCUCCCCCCGCCCGUGCUGCUGCUGCUGCUGCGCGUGCUCCGCCAGCUGUCGGCUGACGCCGCCUCGCAUGAUUCAUUACAGAGGGCCGAUGCUGUCGGUGCUCUCGUGCCGUACAUUGAUGCGGGGUUCAGGGAACGGUUCGAGGUGGGGGAGAAGGGGGAGAGCCGGACAGGAGGUGGUGGGGGAGCGGUGGCGUAUCCGGCCUCGCUGUUCUGCGACAUUCAGGCAGAGGCGCUGAUGGCGCUGUACAAUCUGUGCAGGGGCAGCAAGCGCAGGCAGGAGCUGGCAGCGGAAGCUUCCAUCGUGCCGCCCCUCAUGGCUCUCAUCUCCUCGCGCUCGCCUCUUCUCCCCUUCGCCCUGCCGCUGCUCUGCCUGCUCGCCACGGCCUCGCACGCUGCCUGCGACACUCUGCUCCACCACAACGCGAUGCCGCUGCUGCUCUCCCUCCUCGCCGCCCCCCUCACGCCCCACGCCGCCAUUGCUGCCCGCCUCGCGGACAGCAGGAAGGACGGCGCCGGGGGAAAAGGGGCAGGCGGAGGGGGGGGUGUUGCUGGAGGUGCAGCGGGAGCAGGGGCGCCAGGGGGGGCAGGGGGGACAGGGGGGGUGGGGAGUGGGGAAGGGGCGGAGAGGAUGUGGGGGGCGGCGGCGUUUGAGGCGGUGGUGGCGUGUGUGGUGAACGAUGGGGAGGGGCGGCACGUGGAGCAGACGUUGCUGCGCCGGGAUUCCCUGGAAGCACUUGUGUGGUUCGUGCGCGGGGCCGCCAAGACUCCAUCUUUUACAGCACUCUUUGAGCCUCUGCUGCGCCUCGUCACCAAGUCGCCGACACUAAAUGCAGCGCUGUCAGUGGGAGGCCUGGGCGACCUGCUCGUGGCUCGCCUGGACGACCCUCAGCUGGAGCCCGCCAUGCGGCUGAACCUGCUCAAGCUGCUCAAGGCAGUGGUGAACGAGCAGCACCCGCACCCCGAGGGGCCGUGUGUGCGAUUGCAGAUAGGCAACGCUGUCAAUUCACUCAAUCUCAACAUCACUGUUCCUCUCCCUCCACCCCCUUUCCCCUCCACCCUCCCCUUCUCCCAGGCGGUAUACGAGCAACACCCGUACCCCAAGGGGCUGUGUGUGCCGGAGGAGUUGCCAGGAAAGCUGCAGCGGUUAACAGAGGAGCGGCGCAUCGCAGGUGGGCAGCAGGUGCUGGUGCGACAGAUGGCCUCGGCUCUGCUCAAAGGGCUGCACUUCGGCCCGCCCAGAUAG